Notothenia coriiceps (black rockcod) is the source of this 924-nucleotide messenger RNA. RefSeq names its product chromodomain-helicase-DNA-binding protein 1-like. The record is from RefSeq and is a predicted model, not a curated record. Gene Ontology annotation, cellular component: nucleus; chromatin. The transcript is spliced from 5 exons. Lineage: Eukaryota; Metazoa; Chordata; Actinopteri; Perciformes; Nototheniidae. Gene Ontology annotation, biological process: nucleosome organization. Bases 1 to 924 code for a protein of 307 amino acids. Gene Ontology annotation, molecular function: ATP hydrolysis activity; ATP-dependent chromatin remodeler activity; chromatin binding.
AUGAAUUAUCGGAAUGGGAAGAAAAGCACCAACCAGAAGAAGAAAAAGUCCACGAAUCAUUCUUCUUCUGAUGAGGAUGAUGAGUACAAGAAGGCGGCCGCUGCGGGGCCCCGGCGGCAGGCCACGGUCAACGUCAGCUACAAGGAGGACGAUGACCUGAAGACCGACUCCGACGACCUGGUGGAAGUUCUCGGUGAAGACGUCCCGGCGCCUGAGGAAGAGGAGUUUGAGACAUUGGAGAAAGUAAUGGAGUCCAGGAUAGGGAGGAAAAGAGCCACAGGAAGUGUCACCACUGUGUACGCCAUAGAAGCAGAUGGGGACCCUAAUCUCAACUUCAAUCCCAACAAAGAGGCUGGGGACAUCCAGUAUCUGAUCAAGUGGAAGAACUGGGCGCAUAUCCACAACACCUGGGAGACAGAGGACACACUCAAGUUACAGAAUGUCAAGGGCAUGAAGAAACUGGACAACUUCAAGAAGAAGGAUACGGAUAAAAAGAGAUGGUUAAAAGCUGCAUCACCGGAGGAUGUAGAGUAUUUCAAUUGUCAGGAAGAAUUAAUGGACGACCUGCACUCUCAGUACCAGAUAGUGGAGCGAAUCAUAGGACAUUCCAACCAAAAGUCAGCGGCGGGUUACCCAGACUAUCUGUGCAAGUGGCAGGGUUUGCCAUAUUCGGAGUGUAGCUGGGAGGACGGCGCUCUCAUUGGCAGGAAGUUCCAGAAAUGCAUCGACAACUACAUGAGCAGAAACCAGUCCAAGAACAUUCCUUUCAGAGACUGCAAGGUGCUCAAACAGAGACCCAGGUUUCUGCCUAUGAAGAAGCAGCCGACGUACAUAGGAGGUGAAGGACUGGAGCUCCGAGACUACCAGUUGGACAGCUUGAAUUGGAUGGCCCACUCCUGGUGCAAGUAUGUUUCAUCCUUUUAA